Molecule: messenger RNA, 3916 nt
Organism: Equus quagga
Lineage: Eukaryota; Metazoa; Chordata; Mammalia; Perissodactyla; Equidae
Gene: SOX9
Product: SRY-box transcription factor 9
Exons: 3
Coding region: 394-1923 (509 amino acids)
Biological process (GO): heart development; morphogenesis of an epithelium; positive regulation of chondrocyte differentiation
Cellular component (GO): nucleus
Molecular function (GO): RNA polymerase II cis-regulatory region sequence-specific DNA binding; DNA-binding transcription factor activity, RNA polymerase II-specific
Source: RefSeq, a predicted model, not a curated record
AGCCGCUGGGCUGGAGUUGGAGAGCGGAGAGCGGAGCUUGAAACUGACUGGAAACUUCAGUGGCGCCGCGACUUGCCAGUUUCACUCCCAGGAACUUUUCGUUGCAGGAGGAGAAGAGAAGGGGUGCAAGCGCCCCCGCUUUUGCUCUCUUUCUUCCCCUCCUCCUCCCCCUCUCCAAUUCGACUUCCCCCACUGGGAGCGAGCAGCUGCGAGCUGGCCACCCCGCGCCCUCCUAAGUGCUCGCCGCCGCAGCCGGGUGACGCGCCAGGCUCCCCGGGAGCCGCUCGCUCCGCGACCGGGCAGCCGAGGGGAGAGGAGCCCGCGCCUCGAAUCCCCGAGCCGCCGCGGCUUCUCGCCUUUCCCGGCCACCCGCCCCCUGCCCCGGGCCCGCGUAUGAAUCUCCUGGACCCCUUCAUGAAGAUGACCGACGAGCAGGAGAAGGGCCUGUCCGGUGCUCCCAGCCCCACCAUGUCCGAGGACUCGGCGGGCUCGCCCUGCCCUUCGGGCUCCGGCUCCGACACCGAGAACACGCGGCCCCAGGAGAACACGUUCCCCAAGGGCGAGCCGGACCUGAAGAAGGAGAGCGAGGAGGACAAGUUCCCAGUGUGCAUCCGCGAGGCCGUCAGCCAGGUGCUCAAGGGCUACGACUGGACGCUGGUACCCAUGCCGGUGCGCGUCAACGGCUCAAGCAAGAACAAGCCUCACGUCAAGCGGCCCAUGAACGCCUUCAUGGUGUGGGCGCAGGCGGCGCGCAGGAAGCUCGCCGACCAGUACCCGCACCUGCACAACGCCGAGCUCAGCAAGACGCUGGGCAAGCUCUGGAGACUGCUGAACGAGAGCGAGAAGCGGCCCUUCGUGGAGGAGGCGGAGCGGCUGCGCGUGCAGCACAAGAAGGACCACCCGGAUUACAAGUACCAGCCGCGGCGGAGGAAGUCGGUGAAGAACGGCCAGGCGGAGGCCGAGGAGGCCACGGAGCAGACACACAUCUCCCCCAACGCCAUCUUCAAGGCGCUGCAGGCCGACUCGCCGCACUCCUCCUCUGGCAUGAGUGAAGUGCACUCCCCCGGCGAGCACUCGGGGCAAUCCCAGGGCCCGCCGACGCCACCCACCACCCCCAAAACCGACGUGCAGCCGGGCAAGGCUGACCUGAAGCGAGAGGGGCGCCCCCUGCCAGAGGGGGGCAGACAGCCCCCCAUCGACUUCCGCGACGUGGACAUCGGCGAGCUGAGCAGCGACGUCAUCUCCAACAUCGAGACCUUCGACGUCAACGAAUUUGACCAGUACCUGCCUCCCAAUGGCCACCCGGGGGUGCCGGCCACGCACGGCCAGGUCACCUACACGGGCAGCUAUGGCAUCAGCAGCACAGCGGCGACCCCCGCGGGCGCGGGCCACGUGUGGAUGUCCAAGCAGCAGGCGCCGCCGCCGCCCCCGCAGCAGCCCCCGCAGGCCCCGCAGGCCCCGCAGGCGCCCCCGCAGCAGCAGCAGGCGCCGCAGCCCCAGCCGCAGGCGCCCCCGCAGCAGCAGCAGGCGCACACGCUGACCACGCUGAGCAGCGAGCCGGGCCAGUCCCAGCGAACGCACAUCAAGACGGAGCAGCUGAGCCCCAGCCACUACAGCGAGCAGCAGCAGCACUCGCCGCAGCAGAUCGCGUACAGCCCCUUCAACCUCCCGCACUACAGCCCCUCCUACCCGCCCAUCACCCGCUCGCAGUACGACUACACAGACCACCAGAACUCCGGCUCCUACUACAGCCACGCGGCGGGCCAGGGCUCCGGCCUCUACUCCACCUUCACCUACAUGAACCCCGCGCAGCGGCCCAUGUACACCCCCAUUGCCGACACCUCCGGGGUCCCUUCCAUCCCGCAGACCCACAGCCCCCAGCACUGGGAACAGCCCGUCUACACACAGCUCACCAGACCUUGAGAAGACCGUAGACAAAGGGCGACGAUGGCCGUGAUGAUCAUAAAAAUAACCGAAGAAAGAAACAACCAGCCAGAAUUUCCUUUGGACAUUUUUUUUCGUAUUCCUUAAAGACAUUUAAGCUAAAGGCAACUCGUACCGAAUUCCAAGACAGCAACAUUCGCUAUCCAAACGCAUUACCACCUUGUUGCGAAUCAGUGGCCAGGCCACUCUUGGCGAGAUGGACCAGCAGCAUCGGCAAAAAACUGGACUUGAAAACCUUCUUCAGAGCAAGCGUGGAGGAUGAUGGAGAACCGUGUGACCAAUUUGCUCAAUCUCUCUGCCUGUUUGGACUUUGUAAUUAUUUUUUAGCAGUAAUUAAAGAAAAGAGUCCUCUGUGAGGAAUAUUCUCUAUUUUAAAUAUUUUUAGUAUGUACUGUGUAUGAUUCAUUACCAUUUUGAGGGGAUUUAUACAUAUUUUUAGAUAAAAAAAUUAAAUGCUCUUAUUUUUCCAACAGCUAAACUACUUAGUUGAACAGUGUGCCCUAGCUUUUCUUGCAACCAGAGUAUUUUUGUACAGAUUUGCUUUCUCUUACAAAACAAAAAACAAAAAAAAAAGUGUGUGUGUUGUAUUAACCUAAAAAAAAGCACAGAUUUGUGUUAUGUGAUCAGUUUGGGGGGUUAGCUUUUGCUUAAUUCCUCAGGCAUUCUGAUUCAAGGAGGAGCUGCCUUAGAAAGAAAAGUAAAGGCCUUAUUUCGCAACUAUGGAAGUCAAAAUAGUCUAGAGAAGCAUUUGGUAAGCUUUAUCAUAUAUAUAUUUUUUAAACAAGAGAAAAACACCUUGAACCUUAAAACCAUGCUGCUGGAAAAUACUUGUGCUCUCUUUUAGUGUAUUUCCUCCUGCAUUUGCGUGUUCGCUGCAAUCUUAAGAAAGCAGCAAAAGGCAAGCAAAGGAGAAGAGAAGUGUUUUGAGAAUGUUUCAGCAGCCAAUAGGUGCCCCAGCACACUGCCCCCUGGUUGCCUGCCUGGGCCCCAUGUGGGACACAGAUGCUAGAGUCCUCUCACUUACACUGUCACCUGUGCCUCUCUGAACACCAGCAGUUAACCUUCAAGACAUUCCACGUGCUAAAAUUAUUUAUUUUGCAAGGAGAGGUUUUAAGUAAAGAAAAAAAUUCCUUUUUUUUUUUCCUCUAAUUUACCUUCUUUAAAAUAGGUUGUUGGAGCCUUCCUCAAAGGGUAUGGUCAUCUGUUAAAUUAUGUUCUUAACUGUAACCAGUUUUUUUUUAUUUAUCUCUUUAAUCUUUUUUUUAUUAUUAAAAGCAAGUUUCUUUGGAUUCCUUGUCCUAGAUUUGUAUAAACACCUUUUUGUCUGUCCUUUUUUUGUUUUUGUUGAAAACAAACUGGAAGCUUAUUUCUUUUUUGUACAAAUGAGAGGUUGCAAAUGUAGUGUGUCACUGAGUCAUCUGCAGUGUUUUCUGCCACAGAUCUUUGGGCUGCCUAAAUUGUGUGUGUGUGUGUUGUGACACAAAACAACGCAAGCCUGUGUCAUCAAUAUUCCCCUGCAUAUUCUCCAGGGAGGGAGGAAGGGGGAGGGAAUCAGCCCACUGACAGACCUUAGUUCUUAAUUACUUCUGUGGCUGGAGAGUUUGAGGGUUGCUUUUUAAAAAAGACAGCAAACUUUUUUUUUAUUUAAAAAAAAGAUAUAUUAACAGUUUUAGAAGUCAGUAGAAUAAAAUCUUAAAGCACUCUUAUAAUAUGGCAUCUUUCAAUUUCUGUAUAAAAGCAGAUCUUUAAAAAAAAAUAUUUCUGUAACUUAAGAAACCUGGCAUUUAAGUCAUAUUUUGUCUUUAGGUAAGGUUUGGUUUGUGUUUGUGUUUUGUUUGUUUCGCUCGCUUCCCUCCAAACCUUCUGUUCUCUCUGUGAAACUUACCUUUCCUUUUUUUCUUUCCUUCUUUUUUUUUUGUAUAUUAUUGUUUACAAUAAAUAUACGUUGCAUUAAAAAGAAAACGGCCUAUGG